UUUUCUUUUUCUAGAAGGCGGUUCUAAAGUUAUCUCAUUAAAUAAUGUUCAUUGCGGAAAACAGAAAUAUGGGUCUAUUAACAAGCUAAACACAGCUAUCAUUUCGUGAUGUUCUCCUGGCUCACUUUUACAGCGUGCCUGUUUGCGGUGCUCGGCUUGUUUUUCUGGUCCCGCAAGCGCCUGCCGAGAGUGUUUGGAGCCUGCUCCUGUCGCCCGACCAUGGCACAACAGGACGGUGCUGCCAAGAAGAUUCCGGCUGUUGCGGAAUUGCACUCUCGCUUCAUUGUGGGAUCUGUGUCAGAGGAGAACUCAGAGGAUGAAAACCAAGGAAAGGUGGACAUACAGCUGGACGAGAAGGAGACUCGCUCCUUGUCUCCAUCUUCCGGGAGUUCGGACAGCACCUAUGAAAUGGGCUUCGACCACAUCGAUGGUCCUAUGCACAAUUUAAGAUCAAGCAUGUCAGGCCUGCACCUGGUGAAACAAGGACGAGAUCGCAGGCGUAUUGACCUCCAGAGGGACUUCACUGUUGCUUCUCCUGCUGAAUUUGUCACACGCUUUGGUGGUAACAGGGUCAUUGAAAAGGUGCUCAUUGCAAACAAUGGCAUUGCAGCAGUGAAAUGCAUGCGCUCCAUCCGCCGCUGGGCCUAUGAAAUGUUUCGCAAUGAAAGGGCAAUCCGUUUUGUCGUCAUGGUGACCCCAGAAGACCUGAAGGCCAAUGCAGAGUACAUUAAGAUGGCAGAUCAUUAUGUGCCUGUACCCGGGGGGACUAAUAACAACAACUAUGCCAAUGUUGAGCUCAUUCUAGACAUUGCUAAACGCAUACCAGUUCAGGCAGUGUGGGCUGGAUGGGGGCAUGCCUCAGAAAACCCCAAACUCCCAGAGCUCCUUCAAAAGCAUGGCAUUGCUUUCAUGGGUCCACCAAGUCAGGCUAUGUGGGCGCUUGGAGAUAAGAUUGCUUCCUCCAUCGUGGCUCAGACAGCUGGAAUUCCAACACUGCCCUGGAGCGGAACAGGUCUGACAGUGGACUGGCCAGAGAAUAACCAAAAGAAGAAGGUCGUCAACAUUCCUCACGACUUGUAUGAGCUCGGCUGCGUCCAGGAUGUAGAGCAUGGCAUGAAAGCUGCAGAGAAAAUUGGCUACCCUAUAAUGGUGAAGGCCUCCGAAGGUGGUGGAGGAAAAGGGAUCCGUAAAGUCAACUCUGCUGAUGAUUUCCCUAACCUGUUCAGACAGGUCCAGGCAGAAGUCCCAGGAUCGCCCAUUUUUGUCAUGCAGCUAGCCAAGCAUGCCCGUCACUUGGAGGUUCAGAUUUUGGCUGAUCAGUAUGGCAAUGCCAUUUCCCUGUUUGGCAGAGACUGUUCUGUGCAGCGGCGACACCAGAAAAUUAUAGAAGAGGCUCCUGCUACCAUCGCCACUUCUGAUGUGUUUGAGGAUAUGGAAAAGUGUGCAGUAAAGCUGGCUAAGUUGGUGGGUUAUGUAAGUGCUGGUACAGUUGAGUACCUCUACAGCCAGGAUGGCAGCUUCUAUUUCCUGGAGCUCAACCCUCGUCUACAGGUGGAACACCCGUGCACUGAGAUGGUGGCUGAUGUCAACUUGCCUGCUGCCCAGCUGCAGAUUGCUAUGGGCAUUCCUCUUCAUCGGAUCAAAGACAUUAGAAUGCUUUAUGGCGUUCAGCCCUGGGGGGAUUCUCCCAUUGAUUUUGAGGCUCUGUCAACUGCCCCUUCCCCACGGGGCCAUGUCAUUGCUGCUCGUAUCACCAGUGAGAACCCAGAUGAGGGUUUCAAGCCAAGCUCUGGAACAGUGCAAGAGCUGAAUUUCCGCAGCAAUAAGAAUGUAUGGGGCUACUUCAGCGUUGCAGCGGCUGGAGGGCUGCAUGAGUUUGCCGACUCCCAGUUUGGGCACUGCUUCUCAUGGGGAGAGAAUCGUGAAGAAGCCAUCUCAAACAUGGUGGUUGCGCUUAAGGAGCUGUCUAUCAGGGGUGACUUCAGGACAACAGUGGAAUACCUCAUUAAGCUGCUGGAGACAGAAAGCUUCCAGCACAAUAGUAUCGACACAGGCUGGCUGGACAGACUUAUCUCAGAGAAGAUGCAGGCGGAGCGUCCUGAUACCAUGCUGGGAAUUGUGAGCGGUGCACUGCAUGUGGCAGAUGUUAAUCUCAGGAACAGUGUUUCCAACUUUUUGCACUCUCUGGAAAGGGGGCAGGUGCUACCACCACACACGCUGCUCAACACUGUGGAUGUGGAGUUGAUCUAUGAAGGUACUAAGUACGUUCUGACAGUGACUCGUCAGUCUCCCAAUUCCUAUGUGGUCAUCAUGAACAAUUCUUCUGCUGAGGUGGAUGUCCAUCGGCUUAGUGAUGGAGGUCUUUUGCUUUCAUAUGAUGGAAGCAGCUACACUACGUACAUGAAAGAAGAGGUGGACAGGUAUCGCAUCACAAUUGGGAACAAGACGUGUGUUUUUGAGAAAGAAAAUGAUCCCUCGCUGCUGCGGUCUCCUUCAGCAGGAAAACUCAUUCAGUACACUAUUGAGGAUGGCGGGCAUGUGUUUGCUGGCCAGUGCUACGCUGAAAUAGAGGUGAUGAAGAUGGUCAUGACCCUCACUGCAGCAGAGUCUGGUUGUAUUCACUAUGUGAAGAGGGCUGGAGCAGCAUUGGAGCCUGGCUGUGUCAUUGCCAAGUUGCAACUGGAUGACCCAAGCAGAGUGCAGCAGGCUGAGCUCUACACAGGGACCCUGCCUUCUAUCCAGGCAGUAGCUUUGAGAGGAGAGAAGCUGCACAGAGUUUUCCAUAACACACUGGGUCAUCUUGUCCACAUGAUGAAUGGCUAUUGUCUACCUGAGCCUUUCUUCAGUGCUAAGUUGAAAGAAUGGGUGGAAAGGGUAAUGAAAACCAUGCGCGAUCCUUCUUUACCACUGUUGGAGCUUCAAGACAUCAUGACGAGUGUUUCAGGUCGCAUCCCCCCUGCUGUGGAGAAGGCCAUCAAGAAGGAGAUGGCUCAGUAUGCCAGCAACAUAACUUCUGUGCUUUGCCAGUUCCCCAGCCAGCAGAUUGCAAACAUACUGGACAGCCAUGCAGCUACUCUUAACAAGAAAUCAGAGAGAGAAGUCUUCUUUAUGAACACACAAAGCAUUGUUCAGCUGGUGCAGAAGUACCGCAGCGGCAUCAGAGGUCACAUGAAGGCUGUCGUGAUGGACUUGCUUAGACAAUAUCUAAAAGUAGAGAUCCAGUUUCAGAAUGGACACUACGAUAAGUGUGUCUUUGCACUGCGUGAGGAAAACAAGGGUGACAUGGCCAAUGUGCUCAAUUAUAUCUUUUCCCAUGCUCAAGUCACCAAGAAGAAUCUACUUGUUACUAUGCUGAUUGACCAGCUCUGUGGCCGUGAUCCAACACUAACUGAUGAAUUGAUGGCCAUUUUGACUGAACUCACCCAGCUCAGCAAGACAACCAAUGCAAAGGUGGCGCUGCGUGCUCGGCAGGUGUUGAUAGCUUCCCACCUUCCCUCUUAUGAGCUACGACACAACCAGGUGGAGUCAAUCUUUCUCUCUGCCAUCGAUAUGUAUGGGCACCAGUUCUGCAUUGAGAACCUUCAGAAACUGAUCCUUUCAGAGACAUCCAUCUUUGACGUUCUCCCCAACUUCUUCUACCACAGUAAUCAGGUAGUCAGGAUGGCCGCCCUGGAGGUGUAUGUUCGGAGAGCAUACAUCGCCUACGAGCUCAACAGUGUUCAGCAUCGACAACUGAAGGACAACACAUGUAUAGUAGAGUUUCAGUUCAUGCUUCCCACUUCACAUCCCAACAGAGGGAACAUCCCCACUCUAAACAGGAAAAUGUUUCCUUCAGUCCUGGAAAAUCUUAAAGUCAUGGACACUAAAUUAGAGGAAACUAAACCCCAGGACCCUAAAGCACCAGAAAAUGAAUCACAGGAUGAUAAUGCUGAGAAGAAAAAUGCAUCAGAUUUGGAUACUGUGGACAGGAUGUCAUUCUCAUCCAACCUGAAUCACUACGGCAUGGUGCACAUGGCCAGUGUGAGCGACGUUCUGCUUGACACGUCUUUUACACCACCCUGCCAGCGCAUGGGAGCCAUGGUGGCUUUCCGCAGCUUCCAGGAGUUCACCAAGAACAUAACUGAUAUGUUGAGCUGCUUCUCUGACUCUCCUCCACAAAGUCCAACCUUCCCAGAAGGAGGCAAUCCCGUGCUGUACGGUGAAGAGGACAACAAGAGUAUCCAGGAUGAGCCUAUCCAUAUCCUGAAUGUUGCUAUAAAGACUGACAGCGACAUUGAUGAUGAUGGCCUGGCAGCUAUGUUCCGGGAAUUCACUCAGUCAAAGAAAUCUCUGCUGUUUGAACACGGCAUCCGAAGGUUGACUUUCCUCGUGGCUCAAAAGGAUUUCAGGAAGCAAGUCAACUGUGAGGUGGACCAAAGGUUUCAUAGGGAAUUUCCUAAAUUUUUCACAUUCCGUGCCAGGGACAAGUUUGAGGAGGACCGGAUCUAUCGUCAUUUAGAGCCUGCAUUAGCAUUCCAGCUGGAGCUCAACCGCAUGCGGAAUUUUGCUCUCACUGCCAUUCCAUGUGCCAAUCACAAGAUGCACCUGUAUCUGGGUGCAGCCCGAGUGGAGGUGGGCACAGAAGUUACGGACUACCGUUUCUUUGUCCGUGCCAUUAUCCGCCACUCUGAUCUGGUAACAAAGGAGGCCUCCUUUGAAUACCUUCACAAUGAAGCAGAGCGCCUGCUGCUGGAAGCUAUGGAUGAACUGGAGGUGGCUUUCAACAACACAACUGUGCGAACUGACUGUAACCAUAUCUUCCUCAACUUUGUCCCUACAGUCAUCAUGGACCCAUCAAAGAUCGAGGAGUCUGUGCGCUCCAUGGUGAUGCGUUACGGCAGCCGUCUGUGGAAGCUUCGAGUCCUGCAGGCCGAGUUGAAGAUUAACAUCCGCUUGACUCCAACGGGGAAGCAAAUUCCCAUCCGCCUCUUCCUUACAAAUGAAUCUGGCUACUACCUGGAUAUCAGCCUCUACAAGGAGGUCACUGAUGCCCGAACGGGACAGGUGGGGCCCAAAGACCGACAGAUUAUGUUCCAAGCAUAUGGAGACAAGCAGGGCCCCUUGCAUGGCAUGCUCAUCAAUACACCAUAUGUUACCAAAGACCUGUUGCAGUCUAAACGCUUCCAAGCACAAUCUCUGGGCACCACCUAUGUCUAUGACUUUCCAGAAAUGUUCAGACAGGCUCUGAAAAAGCUUUGGCAUUCAUGUCAGGCUUUUGCCGACUUACCUCAGUGUCCUCUUCCUUCUGAGCUGCUCACCUUCACAGAGCUGGUUCUUGAUGCUCAAGGUCAGCUGGUACAGAUGAAUCGACUGCCAGGGGGCAACGAGAUUGGCAUGGUGGCAUGGCGGAUGACCCUGCGAACCCCAGAGUACCCAGCAGGACGUGAGAUCAUUGUCAUAAGCAAUGACAUCACACACAAGAUAGGCUCCUUUGGGCCCCAGGAGGACAUGCUGUUCCUGCGAGCCUCAGAGAUGGCUCGGGAAAGUGGCAUCCCCCGACUCUAUAUUGCGGCCAACAGCGGUGCACGCAUCGGUCUGGCAGAGGAAAUCAGACAUAUGUUUCAUGUGGCCUGGCAAGAUCCAGCUGAUCCUUACAAGGGUUUCAAGUAUCUCUACCUCACACCUCAGGAUUACAAGAAGGUUUCAGCUCUAAACUCAGUGCAUUGCGAACAUGUGGAGGAUGAGGGUGAAUCGAGGUACAAGAUCACUGACAUUAUAGGUAAAGAUGAGGGGCUGGGUGUGGAGAAUCUGAGAGGGUCGGGAAUGAUUGCCGGAGAAUCCUCUCUGGCUUACGAGGAGAUCAUCACGAUGAAUCUGGUCACAUGCCGAGCCAUAGGUAUUGGAGCCUAUCUGGUGAGGCUUGGACAGAGGACCAUACAAGUGGACAACUCCCACAUCAUCCUUACUGGAGCUGGAGCCCUCAAUAAGGUGCUGGGCAGAGAAGUGUAUACAUCCAACAACCAACUCGGUGGAGUUCAGAUCAUGCACAACAAUGGUGUCACUCACUGCACUGUUUGCGAUGACUUUGAGGGAGUCUUCACUCUUUUGCAGUGGCUGUCCUACAUGCCCAAGUGUAAAUCUAGCCCAGUGCCCAUCCUCAAUGCCAAGGAUCCCAUAGAUCGACUGGUAGAGUUUGUACCUACCAAGGCUCCUUAUGACCCUCGCUGGAUGUUGGCAGGACGCCCCAGUCAGACUCCAAAGGGUUCCUGGCAGCUUGGCUUCUUCGACCAUGGCUCUUUCAUGGAGAUCAUGCAGCCGUGGGCUCAGAGUGUAGUGGUAGGCAGAGCCAGACUCGGUGGGAUACCGACUGGAGUUGUUGCUGUGGAAACCAGGUCAGUGGAACUGUCGAUCCCAGCUGAUCCAGCCAAUUUAGACUCUGAGGCUAAGCUCAUCCAACAGGCAGGACAGGUGUGGUUCCCAGAUUCUGCUUUCAAAACUGCUCAGGCCAUUAAGGACCUAAACCGGGAGGGCUUACCUCUCAUUGUGUUUGCCAAUUGGAGGGGCUUUUCUGGAGGGAUGAAAGAUAUGUACGACCAAGUGCUGAAAUUCGGGGCCUACAUUGUGGAUGGGCUGAGAGAGUACAAGCAGCCAGUAUUGGUUUAUAUCCCCCCGCAGGCUGAGCUGAGAGGAGGCUCCUGGGUCGUUAUAGAUCCCACCAUCAACCCCCGGCACAUGGAGAUGUACGCCGACAAGGACAGCCGAGGUGGUGUGUUGGAGCCUGAAGGGACAGUCGAGAUCAAGUUUAGAAGGAAGGAUCUGGUCAAGACCAUGAGAAGAGUAGAUCCAGUCUACAUGGGCUUGGCUGAAAAAUUGGGAACCCCAGAGCUGAGCCCUCCUGAUCGCAAAGAGCUUGAAACCAAACUUAAGGAGCGUGAGGAGUUUCUUUUGCCCAUCUACCAUCAGGUGGCUGUACAGUUUGCGGACCUCCAUGACACCCCAGGUCGCAUGCAAGAGAAGGGGGUCAUCACGGAUAUCCUAGAAUGGCAGACAUCCCGUCAGUUCUUCUACUGGCGUCUGCGGCGUCUGCUGCUGGAGGAAACCGUAAAGAGGAAGAUCCAGGUGGCCAACAGCGAGCUGACAGAUGGGCAGAUCCAGGCGAUGUUGCGCCGCUGGUUUGUGGAGGCCGAGGGGGCUGUAAAGGCCUAUCUGUGGGAUAACAAUGAAGAAGUGGUGGCAUGGCUGGAGAGGCAGCUAGCUGAAGAAGAGGGUGCAAGAUCAGUCAUUGACGAGAACAUCAAGUACAUCCGCAGAGACCACAUCCUCAAGCAGAUUCGCAGCCUUGUUCAAGCCAAUCCAGAGGUUGCCAUGGAUUCUAUUGUGCACAUGACCCAGCACAUCUCACCUACUCAGAGAGCAGAAGUGGUACGUAUCCUGUCCACUAUGGAGACAUCAGCAUCCUCCUAGUGGGGGCCUGUCUUUGCCCAUGCUUGGCUUAAAGCCCAGCUUAGGCCAUAGUCAGACCUAAACAGAGCCUGGUUCAACCUGAUCUGGAGAUUGAGGCUAGAGGAGCCAGCGUGAUGACCGCUGGCAGCAGCCACGUUGUUAAUGAACCGCUGGCAAUGAUUCUCAGUGAUCAAGAGUUGACUGACAUCAUUUAUAACAUUUUGUAAAUGGCAGUACACAUGUGCUAGUGUUUAAGAUGAAUUCAUGUGUUUUGUACUGAAGAGCAAUUAAAAGAAUGACAAUGUAGAAAUAUCUAGUGAAUUUAAUUUAAUAAUACGUUUGGAGUUUACACAGAUGACUCGAGAGGAUGUCUAUGCUUCCAUGAUAAUCCAUGCUUUUCAACUGGAGUGUUCCCAAGUAUAAAUUAAACACGCUGUUCUUAAAAAGACACCUAGGUUUGUGACAUACGCUUGCUAAGAUUUGCAAGCAUUUUGAUGACCAGCUCAACAGUGGCGACACAUUGAUAGAGGAGUUAGAAAGAAAGGUUUUUUUUUUACACUCCUAAGCAUGGAGCACUUAGUUACUGAACAAAGACAGAAUUGAACAGGGGAGCUCAGCAGGGAGCAGCAGAAAGGUCCCUUUUAAACCCCAACUAUUGCACAGUUACCCUGCAGUGAGCAAUGGGCAGCUCGCCUCACAACAAAACCACAGCUGUCCCCUUCACACAGUAAAUGCUGCUUUAGAGGCACUUUAGUGCUUACUGUUCCCUUACAUUGCAGCCAGAAUCAAGCCUGCAUUUGAAAUGUUGCAUCUAGCAUACGUGCAAACAUAAAUGCACAAAGGGAAACAAACAGUAACGCACGGAGAGUUGACGAAAGCUUGAAUACGAAAUGGAGACGGAGUUUAAAACGUAAGCUUGCUCAGAAAGAUCUUUUUUCCUCUUUCCUCAACAGCUGUUGAGUCUUAAGUUAAGCUUGUUCUAAAUUUAUGUUUUAUUUGUUUGAGUUUCUGUUUUUUUUUUCUAAAGAGAUGUAUUUGAAUUAACAAUCAAAUGGCCAAAUCUUUUAAAAAUGUCUGUGAAAUGAUAAAAGCUACUGUUCACAUAUACGUUACAUUUUAACUGUAAUCAACUGUUGCUGAAGUUUUUACGUCUGGUGUAUGAAAUGUUUUUUAUUUUUACCAUUUAAACCAGUCUUCUGAAUCACAUAUUCGACUGUAUUUGUGUUAUGAUAGAAAGACAACCUGUUGUUAGGAACUGAGUACAUAAUGCUAAUAAUAACAACGGCUAAAGGGCACUACAUUGUUAAAUUUAGACUUUUGGAUCAUUGUGUCAUUAUAAUGCCCUGCUGAAUACCAAUGUUGGCAAUGUGAAAUGGCUUCAUAGUUAUUGCUGUGCCUUUUCUGUGUGUGUGUGUGUGUGUGUGUGUGUGUGUGUGUGUGUGUGUGUGUGUGUGUGUGUGUGUGUGUGUUGACACCUGUACUGACAAGCUUCCCAGCUGCUUUCUAAGUAACUGGAUGUUUCCUAAUUGAAGACGGAAAAUAAUCUCCACUGAUGACGAUGUGCUCUAAAUGUAACUUCAACUUUAAAUAAAGCUUACCCAACUUAGUUUAAA
This is a messenger RNA of Maylandia zebra (zebra mbuna), 9035 nucleotides long. RefSeq names its product acetyl-CoA carboxylase alpha (gene acaca). The record is from RefSeq and is a predicted model, not a curated record. Gene Ontology annotation, molecular function: ATP binding; metal ion binding; acetyl-CoA carboxylase activity. NCBI's taxonomy places the organism in Eukaryota, Metazoa, Chordata, Actinopteri, Cichliformes, Cichlidae. Gene Ontology annotation, biological process: fatty acid biosynthetic process. Gene Ontology annotation, cellular component: mitochondrion.